AUGACGUACGGAACGAAGGUUUGGGCAGCACCAUCUACAAUGAUGGCGAAAGUCGACUGCAUAGAAAGGAAGCUGCUUAGACGGCUGCUUGGCUACUUUUGGCCGAAGGCAUGCCAAGAUCUUUACGCGGAAAUUGAUGUGAAGAUCAAGAAAGUUGGGCAGAGCUAUGGUAAAGGACGGUACACCUCGGCGAAGAUGUGGGUAAUCGCCUCAGGCGAUGACAUCAGCCCACCGAUUAGGUCAAGGGCCACUGGAGCAGGGGCCUCGGGAGUCGAAGAGGAACUCGCCUGA
Molecule: messenger RNA, 291 nt
Organism: Necator americanus (New World hookworm)
Lineage: Eukaryota; Metazoa; Nematoda; Chromadorea; Rhabditida; Ancylostomatidae
Exons: 3
Coding region: 1-291 (96 amino acids)
Source: RefSeq, a predicted model, not a curated record